Molecule: messenger RNA, 1802 nt
Organism: Malus domestica (apple)
Lineage: Eukaryota; Viridiplantae; Streptophyta; Magnoliopsida; Rosales; Rosaceae
Gene: UGE
Product: bifunctional UDP-glucose 4-epimerase and UDP-xylose 4-epimerase 1
Biological process (GO): beta-D-galactose catabolic process via UDP-galactose, Leloir pathway
Cellular component (GO): cytosol
Molecular function (GO): UDP-glucose 4-epimerase activity
Source: RefSeq, a predicted model, not a curated record
UUCCCUCUACUGCUGAAGAACUUCCCCUUUCGGUUUUUCUGCAAAUCAUCGAAAUCCGCGAUUUCAAUUAUUUGAUGCUUAUCCGGAUUUAUCCUAAUCCCCAAACAGCCGAAUUCUCUUUUUUACUAUAAAUAAUUCAAAUUCUCCACCCAGCAAUCCAAUUCGAUUCGCACUUCACUAUCUUAUCCGGGUUCCCAAACAACCUCCUUGAUUCGCUCUCAAUCCGUUCCCAUUUUUCAACUCUCUUUCUCUUUGCUUUCUUUCUCUGAGCCGCAGAAAGCAGAAGCAGCAUGGGGUCUAUGGAGCAGACAAUUCUGGUGACCGGCGGCGCGGGGUUCAUAGGGAGCCACACGGUGAUUCAGCUGCUCGAGGCGGGGUUUAGGGUUUCCGUCAUUGAUAAUCUCGAUAACUCCGUUGCUGAAGCUGUUGAUCGCGUCAGGGACUUGGUCGGCCCCAAGCUCUCUCAGAAACUCCACUUUCAGCUGGGCGAUCUCAGAAAUAAGGACGAUUUGGAGAAGCUGUUUUCUCAAACUAAGUUUGAUGCUGUAAUCCACUUUGCUGGCCUAAAAGCUGUAGGAGAAAGCGUUGCACACCCGCACCGUUAUUAUGAUAACAAUUUGGUUGGAACUAUUAAUCUUUACGCGGUCAUGGCGAAAUACAAUUGUAAAAAGAUGGUUUUUUCAUCAUCUGCAACUGUGUAUGGGCAACCUGAAAAAAUUCCAUGUGUUGAGGAUUUCAACCUUGUAGCUUUGAAUCCAUAUGGCCGUACCAAGCUUUUCCUUGAAGAAAUUGCUCGAGAUAUGCAAAAUGCAGACCCAGAUUGGCAAAUUAUUCUGCUGAGGUACUUCAAUCCUGUCGGGGCUCAUGAGAGUGGGAAAAUUGGUGAAGAUCCCAAAGGCAUCCCAAACAACCUAAUGCCGUACAUACAGCAAGUAGCUGUUGGAAGAUUGCCUGAGCUUAAUGUCUAUGGUCAUGAUUAUCCCACCAAGGAUGGUACUGCGAUCCGAGACUACAUCCAUGUUAUGGACUUAGCAGAUGGUCAUAUUGCUGCUCUUCAGAAGCUUUUUACUACAGAGAAUAUAGGUUGUGCUGCCUACAAUCUGGGAACCGGACAAGGUACAUCGGUGCUUGAAAUGGUUGCUGGCUUCGAGAAGGCUUCUGGCAAGAAAAUUCCUAUCAAACUAUGUCCCAGGAGGCCAGGUGAUGCUACUGCUGUUUAUGCUUCAACAGAGAAAGCUGAAAGGGAACUCGGGUGGAAGUAUGUACUUUACAAUCGAUUCGUUUAUGCACUGCAAAGCAAUACACAAGAUUAACACGUAUUCUUCAAGAUUUUAUGUUGCCCGGCAAAAUACGGAAUAGAGGAGAUGUGCAGGGACCAAUGGAAGUGGGCAGUAAACAAUCCGCACGGUUACAAGUCGAAGUAUUGAAGGCGUUGGCAUGUAUAUACGCGCGGCAGCACGCCGAAGUUCAGUCCGAAAUUGGACGGAAGAAGAUCCUGCCGUUUGAUAUGAAUAAUUUCCACACACUGCCUAAAAGAAGUGUAGUUGGGAAACAUCAACAUAUGUUGCUAAAUCAAUGUGUUCUUCCUUGUUUUUCUUUUUAUUAGAGAGAAAAAAAAAAGGUAGUGGGAAUAAAUUCCUCUGGCAAAAUAUAGAUAUUAUUAUAAACAUCGAAAAAGAAAAGGUUUAAAUGGUAGGAUUGUGAUGGGUCAAAAUGUCCUAGGAGAAUUGGAGAAACGUACGGGUUUGGUAAAGUUUGGACAAUUAUUAAACGUUAGACUGAAGACCUUUAUGUUUUUGUCA